GUAAAUACUUGGUAUUAAAAUGCCGAAUUGCUACUUAAAGACCCUGAAGUGGUCAUACAAUAGGAUCAGGAACAGAGACAUUUUCAGGCAGUCAGUUUCCCUCACUUAUAGAGGCAAAGACAACUUCUCCAACUUUUUAGGAGGCCUCGCUACUCUCAUCAUGUUUGUAAUUCUUCUGGGUUACACUGUGGUUUUACUUAGGAAUAUGUUCAAGAGAACUGAUGUGAGUUGGAACCAGAACUCUAUUCAGACUGAUCUCAGAUAUGACGACAGUGGGCUUCUCUGGGAUGAAGAAGACCCUGAAUUCAAAAUAUAUUGGAGUGCUUACAAUAACAUAAAUCUCUAUGGUGAAUUAGAUAAUCCUGAAAAGGCAAUCAAGGCUUCUUAUUAUUAUGAAAGAAAUGUUCGAAAUGAUACCACAGUAAAAGAUCCAAAUAUAAAUCCAGGAGACAAUAUAAGGACUUUAAUAACUGAUUUGGAUUGAAGCAACAGCUUCUCAACCUCAGAUGAUUCUAUGGGGUUCGUAGGUGAUGCUGCCCCUCAUUGCCCCACUUUUAGUGGGUAUAAGCUUCAAGGAAAUGAAGGAGGAGAUUAUACUCAUGCAAAUAUAUUUAUGGAAUUUAGAACUUGAUAUGAAAGCAGGGUAAAAUUUAACGGGACAUACACUUGCGCUCAAGAUGGAAUUCCAGAAGCUAUUGCAAAGGACUCGAUUAUAAGAAUUCAUUUGAACAACAGAUACAUUGACCUCAACGAUAUUGAGAAUCCUAUUAAGAAGUACUACGACAGACCAUUUCAAAUUCAAUAUAAAGAAAACAAACGGAUCAUUGUGAAGUUCAAGCUGAGAAAACACGAAGUUAUCCUUGAGGACUCCUUCUUUCCCUUGCCUUGGGAUACAGAGCCUAAGUACUUCAACAGUAUUGAAGAUUUCGAGAUUUUUGAGGAGAACAUAGGUAUCGAAAGUAGUGGUUUGGUCUAUGUCCAAAUUUCAAGAGACCCACAAGUUGACCAACAUCAAAGAAGAAUACUCAACUUCCUUGAAGUCACAGGUGUUCUUGGAGGUAUCUUCGAGAUUUUCGAAUUAGGUUUUGGGGUGCUCCUUGGGCUCUAUUCAUCACUAAUGUUUAAAAGAAAAAUCUAUAAAGAUCUUCUUAAAUACGAAGACAAAUUUAAAUUAAUGCAAAAGUGCAUUAAAAAUCUGGAGUUUCAACUGAAACAAACAGUUAAUCUUAAUGAUAUCCGAGCCCAAUCUGAUCAUCAGAUAAAUAAUGAAGAAGUAAAGGAAGAGAUGCAUAGUAUCAAAGAGAAGUCAUCAGAAAAUUGGAAUGAAGAAUCCAAACAUAACUUGGUCAGGGGUUUGGAAGAAGAAAUUAAAGCUCAUCAAUCAGAUUUUUAAGCCUCUUGAGGAGGGAGGUUCCUUUCAAAAUGAGGAAGAGCAUAAUCAGCUCCGAGACCCAGUAGAAGAUGUGGAACAAAACAACCUUAAUUCAAAUCCAGAGAGACAAGGAGUCCAGAAUCCUCAGAAUACAUCUCAUAAAAAGGAAUUAAAUGAUAGUAAGUUCAAAUAGGGAUAAGAGCAAAUUUUUCUCUAUUCUGAACAAAUACAAAACAAUGGAAGAGGAAAUGGAAAAAUUCAGUAACUCCCUUGACUGCCUGAACAUCGCCUACAUGGUCAAAACCCUAUGGAUUCAGACCAAGUACAUUCUGCUUAAAGACCCAGACUACGUUGAGGCGAUCAGUCAGGACCCCUCUUUAAACUUUGACUACCAAAAAAUCUAUGAAGAUGAAUCCCAGUCAAAGGUCACUGCAGACCCUGGUCAGUCGCGGCUCCAGAAAUACCACCCAAGCCCCAGCUCCAUUCCCCACCUCGACCAGCACCAGAAGCCAGAGUUUCUAACAGCUAAUCAGAACGAGCCGAUCCCUUACUUGUGGAGGCAGUUCAACAUGGACCCCAGAAGAGGUGACUAAUUUUUAAAUGAAGGCUUCAAGUAGAGUCGAAUGCACUCUAAAGAUGAUUGAGAUACAAAUUAGCCUUCAUUUGUGUUAUAUGACAAUCGGAAGGACACAUAAAGUAACUUUACCUCAACAACACAACAUCCAGUGCAAAAUUUCCUUCUCCCCAAUUUCACCCAAAUUUUCAACACACAUUACCC
This is a messenger RNA of Moneuplotes crassus, 2150 nucleotides long. Lineage: Eukaryota; Ciliophora; Spirotrichea; Euplotida; Euplotidae. The record is from the annotation of a GenBank genome assembly.